GCCGACCAGGGGCAUUCCGAGCUCUACCGCCUCACGUCCACUGAGCUGUUCGCAGUGUGGCAUCGGAUCCAUCGCAGCCAGAGUGGCACCACCAAGGCCAUCGGUCUACGCACGCUCGACCGAAUCAGGCGGUUCCGACGGUGGCCCAGACCGCGCCUCUGCGUGCAGGGCGCCGCGCCAUGGCUCCCGGACGCGCAUGUACGCACGCUCUUCCGCGACCUCAUUCACCGCAUCAUCAGCUACGCCAGGGAGCGCGGCCAAAUUGCGAUGAUUCCGGGUAUCCGUGACCUACGGAUAAAGCUCACGCCGUCCAGCUGCUGCACGCUGCGCUCAGCACUGCGCGACGCCCCGCGGUACUACCGCCAGCUUGGCACCAAGGACGCGUGGCCGUGUUCGCGCCAUCUUCACCCAGAUCUGCCCCGCUACCAGGACACUUGGGCGUGGCCGGCACACCUCCACCAGCUUCGUUUCCUCCCGGCGCACACGAGUGUCGUACCAUCGCGGGCCAUGUUUGCAACAGCGUGCAUCCGAGUCCUCCGGCGGGCUUGCCGCGCCCUGAGCCUGAUCUGUACGGACGCCACCCUCGCCAGCUUUACGGACGAAGCGCUUGACGCCAUCGACUUCACCGCCAUCCCGCAGCAGGUGGACUUCCAACCCGUCGGGCACGAGGCAAUCACAAUCGGCAGGCGUCUCACCCGCGGUCUCGUCGUGGAGGAGUUCCAGAAGUCGAGGCACGUCCUCGUCGCGGAGUGCCCGCUCCGCGUCCAGCUUCUGUGCCAUGGCCUAUUCGGUGUGGGCGGAUCCGACCCCAGCUUCCAGUAUUUUCCGGGGCUUACGGCCAGUUGGGUGUUGCAGCAGGCUUCGACGGUAGCGGGCAUUCGUCCCCACCUUCAGCCCGCCGUGCUCUCACGCCCGGGCUCCUGGCGGAUGGCUGCCGCCUCAGCUCCCAAUAAACACCGGGGGAAACCAGACGGCCGCCGGCCCUUGGUAGACCGCUCCCGGUGGCCCACCCAGCCUCUGGAGGCCCCCGCGGCGAGGGAUCUGGAUUGGGCGAGCUCGGCCUGCAUUCCCGACCACCUCCACACAGACUGCCAGCGGACGGACCUCAUUCUCCCCCUCAUCGUGCAGUUCAAUGCGCUGCCCCCCCAUGGGAUGGCGAGGAAAUGCGGGAGCGACCUGACGAAUUGCUUCUCCAACAUUCCCCACGCGCUGGUGCGCACAUCGUGGCAGUACUGCCGCUCCGUGCUAACAUCGCUGGGCGUGGCGAUCAUUUCGGCCCCCCGCCGGCGUGGGCAGGGCCGCUGCCUGCCCCACGCGCCGCCACCGGCCUCCCACCAUUAUCUGGAGUUCAGUCUCGCAGACAUCGAGGCGUCCAUAGAACACAGCCUUAAGCACCUGUGGCUCGCAGUCGGUUCCCUCGUCGGCCGCGCCAUCGACGGCCUGGCCAUGGGCAGCUCUCUCGCCGGGGCGCUCACGCGCAUGGUCCUGGUGUACUCGGACGUCGUCUUCCACGCGUCGUUGUACUCGCCCGCCCCCGCCCCGCCGGCGUCGAGGGGCAGGGUCCGGUACGUCCACGUCCUAGGCGUCCACAUUCUGGUGCUGGAGUCGCGGUACAUGGACGACUACAUAUGCAUCUGGAAGGGCCCGCCCGGCCUGCAGGAGGCACUCGCCAACCAGAUUGCCUCGGUCGUCGCCUCCUGGUCUGCGCAACGCUACCCGCUGCCCAGCGAGGCCGACCACGGGGAUGUCAUCACGGGCAUGCGCAUCACCCUACAUGACAACGGCACCGUGGCCGCACGGCCGGCAUCAUGUGACCCGCCUGGCUACGGUGGACAAUUCGACUUCCCGCGAUUUUUGCACUACUCCAGCUUCGUGCCGGCCCACAUCAAGCGCUCCAUUGUCGUCGGUGUACUAGCCAGAGUCGACCGCUUCACCGUCCCGGAGGAGCACAAACCAAAAGCGCUACUUGAGCUCGCUGGGGCUCUUUCGGAUUCUGGGUUCCCCACAAGUUCGAUUUGUCGCUGGAUGCUGAGCCGCAGGGGCGUCAGUACACCAGACUGGCUGCAGCGCGCGUGCUCUCAGCUGGCGGCAGCUGCGGGACCCUAA
Molecule: messenger RNA, 2106 nt
Organism: Prorocentrum cordatum
Lineage: Eukaryota; Dinophyceae; Prorocentrales; Prorocentraceae
Source: the annotation of a GenBank genome assembly